AUGCCGGAGUUGUGCGAUGAGCGUCUUGACGAACUCUUGAAACAAGCGGCCAGUCGGCUACUGACGAAGAAGUCGUCACAGCCGAAGGAUUACAGCUUGAUCGCGGUCGCUUCAACCGAGCCAACCGCGGAGCACCAGGGCCAGCCAACGGUACGAGACCAGAAGAGCCUCGCGCUUCGCGAUCCUAGGCCGACAGAAGAGAAGAAUCUUGACAACGCUGGCCCUCGCUGGUUUGGCAUCCCUAAGACGGACCCCAAUGAUCCAGAACUCAAGCGGGAUUUACAAAUCCUGCAUAUGAGAGGGACUGCCAUUGACCCGAAGCGACACUACAAGAAAGAGUCUCUGAAGGCCAAAGUGCCUCGUUAUGCUCACAUUGGACGUAUCGUCGAAGGGCCGACCGAGUUUUACAGCGCACGCCUGACUCGCAAGGAGAGAAAGCAGACACUGGUAGAUGAAUUGUUGAGUGCUGAAAAGGCCUCUGGCAAGUUCAGGUCUAAGUACGAGGGCAUCCAGCAGAAGAAAGCGAGCGGCAAGAAGGCCUUCUACAAGAAACUGGUAGAACAACGUCGCCGUGGCAGACGCGACCAAAAUGCGCGUAACAUCGCUAUUGCGGCCAACAACCCGCUUUCUGGCGCGGUCAACACCACGGGUGCGUUCCCAUCUUUAUCACUAAGUGCCGUCGUCCAGCGACAGCCGUUAACGCGAUUUCUUGCCACUGGAGCACCCAUCGCCGAAAAGAGCAUUGACACGCCCAUCGACCAGAUUCCCUCUGCAGAAGCUCGCGAAAGAGUGUCAACUACUAGAAAGGCCCUCCCCAAUCCCCAACAAGGGAAGUCACCGAAAUUGCGAUUCCCACGAAGUGUUCAGGCUCUCUAUCUUCAGCCCUUGAGGUGCGAAGCUGAAUACGGCAUUCCCUCAUGCGACCUGCAGCUACGUUCUUUCAGCAUAAGAAACCUCGAAUUUUUCGUCGAUUUCGCCCUUCGCGCAGCAUACUAUCUCAAGCUUCCAGCUUUUGGUCCAGUACCGCUACCUCGUAUUACCGAACGUUGGACAGUCCCUCGCAGUAGUUUCAUUUUCAAGAAGUCUCAAGAAAACUUCGAACGCAUCACCCUACGUCGCCUCAUCCAGAUUCGCGAUGGCAACCCGGAGACGGUGCAGUUAUGGCUGGCUUUUCUCCAAAAACACGCAUACUAUGGCAUUGGUAUGAAGGCCAACAUCUGGGACUUUGGCAAGCUAGGUGUAGGAAAGUCGAUGGAUGCCAUCUCCGAACACGCACUUGGGGCUAUCGAACCGAAGUGGGAACAACUGAGCCAGCUCAGAAGUCUGGACACGGUCGAGAAAGUUGAGGAGUUCCUGGCCACCUCGCGGUUUAAUACCGACAGUGGUAAGCGGGCGGAAGGACAGCGCCGCUUCGUAAAGGAACAGUUCAAAAGAGAAAAGAUGAUGAAGAGAAAAGAGGCUGAGUGA
This is a messenger RNA of Colletotrichum siamense, 1467 nucleotides long. Its product is annotated as 37S ribosomal protein S10. Gene Ontology annotation, biological process: RNA processing; translation. NCBI's taxonomy places the organism in Eukaryota, Fungi, Ascomycota, Sordariomycetes, Glomerellales, Glomerellaceae. Gene Ontology annotation, molecular function: RNA binding; structural constituent of ribosome. Bases 1 to 1467 code for a protein of 488 amino acids. The record is from RefSeq and is a predicted model, not a curated record. Gene Ontology annotation, cellular component: ribosome; nucleolus. The transcript has 6 exons.